This is a messenger RNA of Oncorhynchus tshawytscha (Chinook salmon), 1601 nucleotides long. Its product is annotated as claudin-11. Bases 470 to 1126 code for a protein of 218 amino acids. The transcript is spliced from 3 exons. Gene Ontology annotation, cellular component: bicellular tight junction; plasma membrane. Gene Ontology annotation, molecular function: structural molecule activity. Gene Ontology annotation, biological process: bicellular tight junction assembly; cell adhesion. The record is from RefSeq and is a predicted model, not a curated record. Lineage: Eukaryota; Metazoa; Chordata; Actinopteri; Salmoniformes; Salmonidae.
UCUCUACAAUAAAACUAAUGGAAAAGUGCUGAAGCGUCUCUUUAGAAGUGGAGACUCUCCAAACUGACAGGACUACACAACAGACCCAGGAGAGACAACACACAGUUCUGGGAUUACUUCUUGAGGAAUUUUCUCAUCGAAAACUAACACUAACUUCACACAGCAUUUGGCUAUCAUUUUCUUCUGUUUUACAGUUUUCACCAGGGUUUGUACAACACAGGACUAUUUUGAAAUCAUAACAAUACCUUUCACAAUAGUCCCACAGGCGUUGUGAGUCUGGCAAGCGAGGCUACUUUCACACAAGCUUCAAACUAUCUUUAAAGUAUCGUCAGUUGUUUUUGGACUAUUUGGGCUGUGGACUGUCCAAUUCACCGUCUUGAGUCACUCUGACUGCCUGGACCAUUUUACGUUUUUAUAAACCGUUUUUGGAGACUAUUCUACCCCCAGGACUACCCUACCUCUCAUUGCCAUGGCGAACAGCUGUCUCCAGCUCAGCGGUUUUGUGAUGAGUUGUAUCGGCUGGGUCGGGAUCCUUAUCGCCACGGCCACCAACGACUGGGUAGUGACAUGUAAAUAUGGCAUGAACACCUGCAAGAAGAUGGACGAGUUAGGAGCCAAGGGCCUGUGGGCUGAAUGUGUCAUUUCAACCGCCCUCUAUCACUGUAUAUCACUGACACAGAUAUUGGACCUACCGGCAUACAUCCAGACGUCGAGGGCGUUGAUGAUAACUGGAUCCCUCCUGGGGCUGCCUGCAGUGGGGAUGGUCCUAACAGCCACGCCCUGCAUCUCUCUGGGUGAUGAGCCUCAGUCAGCCAAGAACAAACGAUCCCUACUUGGGGGAGUUCUCAUACUGCUAGUGGCUCUCUGUGGGGGGGUGUCCACCGUAUGGUUUCCUAUCGGAGCCCACCAGGACCAGGGACUCAUGUCGUUUGGGUUCAGCCUGUACGCUGGCUGGGUGGGCACGGCCUUCUGUCUCCUGGGAGGGGCCAUGAUCACCUGCUGUUCUACUGAACCGUCCCAACACUACAAUCACCAUGACAACGACAGGUUCUACUACUCCAAAGGACAGGGGCCUGGCAACCCUGUUCCACCCUCCACUAACCACGCCAAGAGUGCCCAUGUUUAGACACACAUGAAGUACAUACAUGCACACACACACACGCACACGCACACACACACAGACACACACCAGUGUUGUGUAACGCAGAGCGACGUCUAACCUGGAGCCUGAAGAGAAACCAAGGGGUCCUGAUCGGGACAACCCUGCUCUGAUGAAGGACUAAUUUUCAUCUCUUUGUUAUACAAUGAAGGCUAGGAUUAGGGUUCUUUAUUUUACAAUGAAGGCUAGGGUUAGGGUUCGGGUUCUUUGUUCUACAAUGAAGGCUAGGGUUAGGGUUAGGGUUCUUUAUUUUACAAUGAAGGCUAGGGUUAGGGUUCUUUAUUUUACAAUGAAGGCUAGGGUUAGGUUCUUUAUUUUACAAUGAAGGCUAGGGUUAGGGUUCGGGUUCUUUGAUCUACAAUGAAGGCUAGGGUUAGGGUUAGGGUUCUUUAUUUUACAAUGAAGGCUAGGGUUAGGAUUAGGGUUCUUUAUUUUACAAUGA